AUGGCCACGGUCCGUGUUUUCACCAUUCCAUUGGUGACUUUCCUUCAUCCGUGCCGAUUCAGGUUACUUGUGCAGUGGUGGUUCAAAUGUAUUAUGGAUACCGCCUCUACCGACGUAACGCUCACUCUCGCGCAAUUUGGUAAGAGUCGUGACGAUAUAUGGAAAGGACCUCAUUGUUCAAUCGAUCUUUCCAAAGGACUCGCAUUGGCUGUUUGCCUCAAAUCAAAUCUCACACAUCAAAUCGAACAGACAGUUACCCCGCUUCGACCGCUAAUUCUCAGCUGGUUGCUCAUCGAAGCGGUCGUUGACACUCUGAUCGCCGCGUCCAUGUGGUACUUCUUGUCACGACAAAGGACCGGAUUCCGGGAAACCGAUUCUGCCAUUACCAUAUUAACUGUGUACGCGAUUAACAUGGGUGUCGUCACAACUAUCUUGGCAAUGACCGUUAUGUUUGCGUUCGCAUUUUACGGUUACCACCUCAUUCAUAUGGCCUUUGUUUUGAUAAGGGAUCAAAUAUCACAAGCGAUGAAGGGGAAAAGUCCUGCAACUGCCUCUGGUGUCAACGACGCCAUGACAGCGGUCCCCCCAGCCAUCGAGGUGCAAAACACUGUGACACACGAGAUUGAGAUUGUUGGAUAA
This is a messenger RNA of Cantharellus anzutake, 639 nucleotides long. RefSeq lists its product as uncharacterized. Bases 1 to 639 code for a protein of 212 amino acids. The transcript has 8 exons. The record is from RefSeq and is a predicted model, not a curated record. Lineage: Eukaryota; Fungi; Basidiomycota; Agaricomycetes; Cantharellales; Hydnaceae.